CAGCUGUGGACAGACGAGAGUUAUUCAGGAUGGAUUCAAUGUCUCCUGAGGCUCACGGUUGGUCUGUUCUUCAGAAGCUGAGUGAACAGAAGUCAAUGGGACUUUUCUGUGAUGUAUCUUUGAUGGUCGAAGGUAAAAUAUUUCUUGCCCACAAAAAUGUCCUUUCAGCAUGCAGUGAAUACUUCUAUGCAGCACUUAGCAGAAAUGAGCAACAGCAGUUCUUGGUGCUUGACAGUGUUAGUUUGGAAGGCUUUAGUCAUCUUUUGGACUUUAUUUACUCUUACAAAAUCCCCACUUGUCAUGUUCAAGACUUCAUGCAGGCUGCACAUAUCCUGCAAGUCAACUUGCCUCUUACAGCUCAAGUUAUCAGUGCAUCUAUCAGCCCACAAACAAGUGCUCCAAAGGAGGAAAUUUGUAUCCCGGAUGAUGAUAACGACGUCCCUGGCCACGAGUCAGACAUUGAGAGGCAGCAGUUGAAGACAAACAGGGAUGAUGGAGUUGAUGAGAACAACUCCAUCUUCAAUGAAGAAAGGAGAAGGUUUGAGCCGAUCCUCCAGCUCAAAGACAAAGGCAAAAUGCUUAAGAGACCUACAUUUUUCAGAGACAACCUUGUCAGGAACCAAAGCUUCUUAAUUAACAAACCAGUCCCUAAAAGUGGAAGGGUGGGUAGAAGAAGUCCCGUGGAUGGACCCAGGGAGAAUUCCUUCAUUAAACCAGGGUUUUCCAGACAGAUGCCUAUCACGAUUCACAAUGAUGGAUCUUCAGAAGAAGCAGAUGAUGAGGCUGCUGAUAUCUGCAUUAACUUAUGUGAUGAGCCAGACACCCCUGAUAGUUUGGAAACUCGUGGGCUUAAUGACUUUGGAAUGCAUGAAGAGAGAGUAAAAGCUACAGUGUAUCCAACUGUUACUGGACUGCAAGGAAGCAAGGCGGUAGACAGAGUGGUCGAGGAUGAAAACCAUGCAGAACUGGUACACAAAUGUGACAGAUGUGAUCUUCUGUUGACUUAUUCAGAAUAUCUUAAUCAUCAAGAUGAUCCUGGGGUGAAUUUGCUUCCUUGCAGUUUCUGUGAAAAACAGUUCAAUUAUAGCUGUCAGCUUGCUUUGCACCAGACCAGCCACCUUGACAAGAAGUUCUAUCAGUGCGAGCAGUGCGGAAAGGAGCUAAGUACCCUGAAAAAAUUACAUGAUCACGUUGCUUACCACUCAGAUGCCAGACCUCACAAAUGUAGACUUUGUGAUAAAGCAUACAAGGUGAAAAACGAUCUCACCCAACAUGUCCGAGUGAAACACAUAGAAGCAGGCACUGGAAAACCCCCAUUGCUGCAACUCUGUGAAUUUUGCGGCCAAGCUGUGAAGUAUUAUAAGAGCCACAAAAUAUUUUGCAGUGGAGUGAAGAAAUUUAAGUGUGACUUCUGUGUACAGUCAUUCCACCGUAUCUCUGAACUGAAGAGACACACUUGGACUCAUACAGGAGAGCUACCAUAUCGAUGCAAAAUCUGCGGUAAGGGCUGCAGGCACCCCAGUAACAUGAAGAAGCACAUUCGAACUGUCCACAAAGCUGAUAUGAGAGUGCAAAUCAACCGAGAGCACGCGUCUCCAAGAUUCUUCAAAAACAGGAGGAGUCCUACUAAAUUUCCUGUGCAGAUGCUGCAACAGGCGUUGCCUAGCAACCACGCUACCAUGCAGUCAGUUACUGCAGAUACCUUGGAUCCUAUAGUUCAGACUGCCUCCUCUAUGUCACCUGUCUCAAUGGCUUAUAUUUCAAUCGUUAGAGAUAAUGAUCAUUCAACCAGUGAUUUUUCCUCUUAUGACUCUCAGAAUGCUUCUGAGAGAACUCAACCGCUGUAACACAGAUAUAUUUUUUCCAGGGUGUUUGUACACAACCUAGUGUUUUUUUCCUUUACAUUUUAUGAAUGUAGGAAUCUAAGACUCUUUGGAGCGGUCGGCUACUUAUUUUGGAACAUGUAUGUGUUUAUUGUACAGAUUAAGAUUUAAUUUCCAUCCAUUUUGGCAUGGGUCAUUUGUGCAUUACUGUUUGAUUCAAACAAUCACAUACUCCUUGUAGUAGCUGCAUCCAG
Molecule: messenger RNA, 2077 nt
Organism: Spea bombifrons (plains spadefoot toad)
Lineage: Eukaryota; Metazoa; Chordata; Amphibia; Anura; Pelobatidae
Product: zinc finger and BTB domain-containing protein 49-like
Exons: 6
Coding region: 30-1847 (605 amino acids)
Biological process (GO): negative regulation of transcription by RNA polymerase II; regulation of immune system process; regulation of cytokine production
Molecular function (GO): protein binding
Source: RefSeq, a predicted model, not a curated record